AUGUCAUAUCUUAAGAUUUGUCUCUCAAUCAUCUCUAAAUUUCACUCCGACACCAUCCCUUCCCUCUCUCCUUUCUCUCUCUUUCUAUCUUUCUCUCUUCCUCUCUCUCUCUUCCUCUCUCUCUCUACAUACCUUCAUAUUUGUCUCUCGCUCAUCUCUAAAUUUCUCUCCGCCACUCUCCUCCUCUCCCCCUCUCUCUAUAACUCUAUCACUCCCUCUCCCCCCUCUUUGUCUCUCUAUAUCUGUCUCUCGCUCACCUUAAAAUUUCUCUCCGCCACUCUCCCUUUUCCUUCACUCUCUCUCUCUCUCUCUCUCUCUCUCUCUCUCUCUCUCUCUCUCUGUCUGCCUUCAUUUCAUCUCUCUUUUCCUUUCCUUUCUAACUAUCGCUCGCCUCCUCUCUCUCUCUCUCUCUCUCUCUCUCUCUCUGUUCACUCUUUUUUUCCAUCACUCAAUAUUUUGUUUACUCUCUCUCUCCUUCUCUCUCUCUCCCUCUCUCUCUCUCUCUCUCUCUCUCUCUCUCUCAGACAGUUUUCGUCUUUCCUAAUUCAUCUAUUCUACCUCCUCUUACUCUUUAAUCAUGUUUUCUCUCUUUAUAUUCUCCUCUCUCGAUCUCAUUAUAUACUUGCUUCUCUCUUUCUACAUCUCUCUUUCUCUGUCCUUUCACCUCCACCUUCUCCACCCUUCCCUCUCUCCUUUUUUUUUAAUCCUUUCUUUCUCCAGCUAUCUGCUUAUCUCUCUCGCUUUAAAUAG
Molecule: messenger RNA, 750 nt
Organism: Acanthosepion pharaonis
Lineage: Eukaryota; Metazoa; Mollusca; Cephalopoda; Sepiida; Sepiidae
Source: the annotation of a GenBank genome assembly